AUGGGGAAUGAAGGGAGUAUACCCAGUAUUCAUCCUCCUAAUGAAAUCAACUUUGAGCAAAUUCAAAGCAGAACAAAUCAAACUGCCAUUACCAACUUCAUUCUUCUUGGAUUUGGUGAUCACCCAGAACUGCAAGUCCUUCUCUUCCUAGCCUUCCUUAUCAUCUAUAUGAUGACCAUGGCUGGGAAUCUCCUAAUCGUCAUUCUAGUUGUGGCUGAUCUGCAUCUCCACACCCCCAUGUACUCCUUCCUAGGGAGCUUGUCCUGCCUGGAGAUCUGCUACACUUCAACUAUCAUUCCCCGGAUACUCUUUAGUCUUUUGACUGGAGAUAGAUCUAUUUCUGUUAAACGUUGCAUUGUACAAUACUAUUUCUUUGGUGCCUUAGCAUCUACAGAAUGUUAUCUCCUGGCUUCAAUGUCAUAUGAUCGAUUUUUGGCCAUAUGCAAACCACUGUAUUACUCAACUUUCAUGAAUGGUAGGCUCUGCCUUUGGCUUAUUGUUGGCUCUUGGAUAAGUGGUUUACUAAGUAACACCAUCAUAACAUCUCUAGAGUUGCAGCUGUCAUUUUGUGGGCCCCAUGAAAUUGAACAUUUCUUUUGUGAUCUAGAGCCAGUGAUAAAGCUUUCCUGCAGCAAUACCCACAUGGUAGAAAUUGUAACAUUCAUCUUGGCUGCCAUGGAUUCCAUACUUCCCUUUCUACUUAUCCUUAUUUCAUAUAUAUACAUUAUCAGCAAUAUCCUUCAGAUCCGUUCAAAAGCCAUGAGGCAGAAGGCUUUCUCCACUUGUUCAUCCCAUCUCAUUGUAGUGACACUUUUCUUUGGGUCCCUGAUCAGCGUCUACAUGAUUCCCAAAACCAACACCCUGAAGGAGCUUCAUCAAACCUUCUCUCUUUUUUAUACCAUCAUAACUCCCAUGGUCAAUCCUCUAAUAUACAGUUUGAGAAACAGAGAGAUGAAGGAGGCCCUGUAUAGAACUGUCAGGAGAGCUGUCAAUGUGGCUCAAUUUCCUUAG
This is a messenger RNA of Elgaria multicarinata webbii, 1011 nucleotides long. Its product is annotated as olfactory receptor 10A7-like. Gene Ontology annotation, biological process: G protein-coupled receptor signaling pathway. Gene Ontology annotation, molecular function: odorant binding; G protein-coupled receptor activity; olfactory receptor activity. The record is from RefSeq and is a predicted model, not a curated record. Gene Ontology annotation, cellular component: membrane. Lineage: Eukaryota; Metazoa; Chordata; Lepidosauria; Squamata; Anguidae. Bases 1 to 1011 code for a protein of 336 amino acids. The transcript is spliced from 2 exons.